AUGACCUUGUCAGGAAGAAAGAUCACUUACACCACGCUGAUUUGUCUUGUGCUUUUUGCAACCAGGAUGCUCAGCGCUUUUCCGUCAAUGAAGCGAAGAUCUGAGAAGUACAACAGCUCUUUUCUAGCUAGCGCUGCCGACUCUUCGCAAGGGAGAAAAAGAGCCAACUCCAGUGCACAGCAAGAAGAUCCAAACUAUAUGCUGUGGGACUCUCAGUUCAAGUUUGUUGAAAAGCAUUCAGACACGACUAUCCCUCUGAUAAACGAAAAAUAUCAGGCCAAGCAGAUACUCUGUGUGAACAGCAACCUUGAUGAUAUUUUGAAAUCAGGGCACUAUUUGGCAGACUACAAAACAGUGGUGAUUGUAGAGAUAAAAAAGCUGACUGAUACUGUUCCCAGCAACUCAGCCAAAUUGAUGGAAGUCAUAGACCACAUUCUGAACUCUGGCAUAAGAGUGGAAAAGUUUGUGUUUUUCAACAUAUACGAUGAAAAUAUUUGCAAGCAAACAGAGUACAACUAUUUGAAAAGAGUGGCAAUCGAUGUUGAUUUUGUGGACAGUGGUGCCAGAGUCAGUGAGUUUCUGUACGCACAUUUUUUGGGAAGGUUUAAAACUGUUAAUGUCACUGCAUCGUAUUCUAGGAACCUUGGGACGAUCAAUGAGCUGGAAUCUGAAUUUGUCAAAGGCAUAAACACUCUGAAGAUGGACAUAGAAAACUUCCUGAAUAUCUCACAUGCAAAAAUACACCAGAUGAAAACUCUAGAGUCGCUGUGGAUCUUUGCAGACUCUACGCCUUCUAUUUCAUCUGACGUAGAAAAAGAAGCCUCAAUACUUGUCAAGAACCUGUACAUUGAAACGAACCUGCUUAGGCCCUAUCUAGACACAAACAGCAUUUUGUGGAACAGGAUACAGGCAACUGAAAGCAUCACUGUUCUCAUGGGGCACAAAAAGGCUGAUCCGUUCCUUGAGAAAGACAUGAAAACUCUGGAAAAUUUUGUCUUUGACUUUGCAAGAGUAAAAAACAGCGUGGCAAUAUCUUUUGGUAUUUGCAGCGGAAACACGCUGACGCCUGUCAUAAUGGAUAGCAUACUGAACUUGGUGUGUGCAUGGAAUAUCAACACACACAAUAUACGCGUUGACAAUAUCGUAAAAGAAGGUGAUGUAGUAGGCAUAACUCAAAUGCCUCUGUACUACCAGACAAGAACACAGGAGCAGCACGAUAAGCUGAAAGAGUGCUCUAUAAUAGUAAGCAACGGAGGCGAAAGCUCAGAUGUAAAGCUAGCUAUGAUGCGUGAUUUGGAAACUUUGAAAGUUUCUGAGAUGGAUACUCUGAUACAGAACUGCACUAUUAUCAUGGACUCAAUCACGUUCAAUGAGUUCAGCAAACUGCCGCAUCUAUCUUCUAAAAUAACACCGCCAAAGUGUUUGAAGCUUCUGAGGGAAAAUAAAAUAGACAAAACGGAAGACUGCAGAUACUGCGAUAAGAGUCUAGGUGUGGUUGAGUUUAACUACAAAGAGAUAUCGCCAAAACUUAUUAUGAUUUUCACAUGCGGCCAUGCAUGCUGUGCGCCCUGUGGAUAUGAGCACGUGUCAAAAGGGUUUAAAAGUCUUCCCGUGUGCAGAGAGUGCAGCACUCCCAUUGCAGAAACAAUGAUGUAUGUGACGUACAAUGAGCUGCUCAAAAAGUUUUCCAAGAGCGAGCUUCUGGAAAGCGACAUAAAAAGCGCCUUCAACAGCUCCAAGCACGGGUUUGUGUUUUCCUACGGCUCCAGCGACUCUCUUAUCCUGCGCGAGCUUGCGAAUACAAUUAAAAUAUCAGAGGAGGAAGAUUUUAAGUGGGAAAAGCAGAACUUUGAGUCUAGCUAUUCGUACGAGCUAUCGAGCAGAGACAAUGCGUGCAAAUGCGUUAUUUCCAACAUACCGAUAAAACAGAUGCUUGAGAUAUCUCUGACCGUUCCUCUGGGGCCUUCUACCGUUAAAAAAGCGGUUAUAUACAUCAUCAGUAAAAAGAAGUUCUUGGAAAAGUACAAAUCGCCCAUCUAUUUGGAAGCUGCCAGGAUCAAGUACGGGCAGAUUCUUUUGAAAAGCGAGAGGUUUUUAUUUUUGUACAAGUACCAGUAUAUAAGCAUCUCAAACGGUGCGAUCUUGGAGAAAAUCACAAAGAACAUGGGAGAUAAAAUUGACAGCAUAAACGAUCUUUGUGGCAGGUUCUGGGAUCUAAACGAAUGGAUGUGA
Nematocida minor is the source of this 2232-nucleotide messenger RNA. RefSeq lists its product as uncharacterized. Lineage: Eukaryota; Fungi; Microsporidia. The transcript has a single exon. The record is from RefSeq and is a predicted model, not a curated record. Bases 1 to 2232 code for a protein of 743 amino acids.